AUGCACGUCGGUUCAACUGUGCGUGCGCUCCGGACUCGUGCAAUGGAUGCCGCUGAGGGUGGCGGCACGCACGUCAUUGAACUGGUAAGCGACGACUACUUCCCCUCUGAAAUCGAUGAGAGAGAGACCCAGCAGCAGCUCAGCGGUAGUGGUCCUGGUGAUGGCGGCUCAUCGGCGCAACUGGGUGUGACCGCGACCAGCUGGCGGAACCUCGAGGCGUACAUCUACUCGGACGCCGCGGUAUUGGAUCUGCAGUCGCACGCGUGGAUUCCCAUUCCCAGCGCAGAAGCGCGGAGGCGCCGCUGGCGCCUCGUGAACUGCAUGCACGAACAGAGCCCACCCAUCACCAUCACCAUCACGGAUCUUUCGUCGUCGGUGAAGCCAGGCACAGCACCUUUCCCCGUGGCGCCUCAGGAGGCCACUGCCGACCACCAGACGGCAAAGGCCCCGCCACACGCCGCCGCGGCCCCGCCCCCUUCGGCUUCCUCCACCCCCUUGCCGUCUUCAUCGCCCACUGCCAGCACGAGCAUACUUGCAACGACCACCUCGCAACACAGCGCCGCUUCCCCGCACGUGGCACGUGAGAGCGAAAACGUCACGGUGGGCGGGAGCUCGCAAGACGUGUGUCUGCUUGGAGAUGGAACGGUAAAGGCCGAAGAUUGGCAUCCGCCGAUGAUGGCGUCAGACUCAGCGGGCGCUCGAAACACAACGAAGUGGCGGCUGGCCAACGCGCCGUACUUAGCUCGCGGCUUCACACUUGACGUGUUUCCGCUCGAGUGUCGACAACUGCUCGAGGACUUUCCCACGGGUGCGCAGACAGAGAGCUGGAGCAUGUUUGUUGUAGCGGCCACACUCAGUUUUUAUCAACGGCAAGUGCCCGCGUGGGCGGCCACGUGGUGGACGUGGAGUGCCAAGCUGGCUGGCAGCGGCGGCAGCCUGUCCAGUCGGUGGCUGACGGCACCAAGUACAGCUGCUCCCGUGCAUGGAAGCGUUUUGGGUAUGGCAGGGAGCGUCAGCAGCGCUGCUGUAGACACUACCACUGCCGACGCCGCUGCUUCAGCGGUGCUUGCACCACUAGCGGGCAUGGUGUAUGUGGUGCGCAUUCUGCUCCUCUGCGUACUGUACGCUCUAUGCAGCCUGUUACGCACUGGGCAACUUGCGUGCGCCCUGCUUUUACGGUUUGAGACGUCGUCCACUCUUCCAGCGAAGGACUCCAUCAUGUGGACCCUUGCCACGAACAAGCUGUGGCGACUGCAGGUGGAGUCGAUGCUCGCUAGCACCGCCUUUAUCCUGCUUGUUUUGUGCGUGCUGGUACUCAUGCGCUACCGCACGUACACGCAGGCGUUGGAGUCGUGGGAGACGGAGAUGGCGCGCUACACUGCGGAAGAGGCGGCGAAGUGGGCGGCACAAAUGGAUGUCCGGCAGCGAGGAGUGCGCACCCCAACGUCCGCGGCCGUCUACGCAGGAGAGCCACUCCACGACAGCGCGAGCAGCGGCAGCGGUGAUAGUAUCUUCCAGGCACCCAUGAAGGCGUCCUCGACGCCUCUGAGUGGCCAAGGGAACUUUCGAGAGGAAUCGCUGGAGAAGACUCUGCGAGGGGCGUCGGGCAGCGCCGCCAAACGCCAGGAUCAGCCUUUUUAG
Molecule: messenger RNA, 1641 nt
Organism: Leishmania major strain Friedlin
Lineage: Eukaryota; Euglenozoa; Kinetoplastea; Trypanosomatida; Trypanosomatidae
Exons: 1
Coding region: 1-1641 (546 amino acids)
Source: RefSeq, a predicted model, not a curated record